Molecule: messenger RNA, 3837 nt
Organism: Xenopus laevis (African clawed frog)
Lineage: Eukaryota; Metazoa; Chordata; Amphibia; Anura; Pipidae
Product: E3 SUMO-protein ligase ZNF451
Exons: 15
Coding region: 165-3353 (1062 amino acids)
Source: RefSeq, a predicted model, not a curated record
GGGCGGGGCCUCUUCUUUCAAACAGGGAGACAAUGGAGGAAGCUCCAGCAACCUCAUCUCAGUGCGUGACUCACAGCAGCUUCUCGUUAUUUCUAUUCAGGGCUUUCCCUUAUUGCCGCUGACUCCUCCAUCAGAUCGGGAUUCCUGGUACUGGCGUGCAGAUAAUGGAUUUGUCUGUACCUGUUGAAGAUAAUGAACAUGUUCAGAAUACUGAGAGCCUUUGUAGAGAGGAUGAUAUUGAGUUUGUCAGUGAGGGCUCAAUACGACCUAUCCUGGAAUGUAUUGAUUUAAUUAGUAGUGAUGAAGACUCAAAGGAUUCUUUUGUUAUUAGAAAAGCGAAGGACCAUGUUGACCGUCAGAAGGACAGAGUGGCUUCAACUCUUGAUCGCCUUGCGCUACAUGUUGAGGUAGAGAAAAAAAAUAAAGCAGAGAAAAAUAAAGCAUUUCAGGAAAAACUGCAUGAUCAACAUGCACAUGGUCUUCAAGAGCUGGAAUUCGUUAAAGGGCUGCCAGGUACAGAUGCAGCAAGAAUAUGUGUUAAUCAGUGGCUCAAAAUGCCAGGGCUGAAGCCAGGGAUAGUCUGUUCCAGCCGCAGAAAUAAGAAUCGUUUUAGAGAACAAAGUCCUGUCAGAAACACGCCCAUCAUCUGUCCUAUUGUGCACUGCAACAGAAAGUAUGAUAAUGGUCAGCUGCUCUUAGGACAUCUAAAAAGGUUUGAUCAUUCUCCGUGCGACCCAACUAUUCAUCUUCAUGGAGCUCCUUCAAAUUCUUAUGCCUGUGUUGCUUGUCUUCAACGUUUUAAUUCCCCUGAUAAAUAUGAUGAUCAUGUGACAGCAAAGGCCCGACUGGCUGAUGGCCAUGAGAACAAUAUUCCUCCUCAGGUUAUCAACAGUUAUGCGUGUCCCUUGUGUUUUUUACUUUUCAACCUAAGAGAUGAAUGUCUACAGCACAUGUCUGAAAGCAAUCACUUCUUGCGAGCUAUCGAAUUAGAUAAUAGAAGCAUACCAUGUCCAGUACCGUUUCCACGAUAUGCAAAAAAUGUUUUGGUUGCUCUGUGCAAGGACAUUCCAUUCCAGGUUAAAUGCUCAUCCUGCAAUCAGGAACUACGUUCUCAUACAGAACUUUCUGCUCAUUUUAGAACACGGUGCCGUAAUGCUCAUCCUGUGGCUUAUUCAGAACAAAGCAUAGCUGAGGUUGUGUCAGUGUUUUUAAGUAAAGCCUACUGUCUGUCAUGUAGGAAAAUAUUGAAAAGUGACACACACAUUGCUAAGCAUGCCCAAAGAACUGGUCACAAAGCCAAAUUAAUAGCAAGCCUGGAAGAAUCAAUUAUGGCUUUUUGUUACACCCAUGAAGGGAUCAAAACUCCAUCUGAUAUGUGCUUAUCUGCAAGUAGUGCAAGAUUUAAACCUAAUAUGCUUAAAAGGACUUUAGAUGACAAUGAUCAGAGGAGAACGGACUUAUUUAUAAAUGGAGGGAAAAACACUGUUGAAAGUUCUCCUGCAAAGAGGCAAAAACAGGCAAGAGAUCUUGCUAUCACUGUGACAGCAUGGUUUUGUGAAUGCUUACAAAAAUUUCCAACUGAGAAAGAUGCUGAGAAUCACAUAAUGAUAUCUAAUGGGAUUUGUCACAAAUGUUUGGUGUGUAAUAAAGUGGCUAAUGAUAUGAGUAUCAUUCGGCUGCACAUGAGCCGGUUCCAUGGAGGAGCUCAUUUAAACAAUUUUAUCUUUUGGUGCAAAGGCUGUCAUACUGAGCUGCCUAGAAAUGAGAAUAUGAUGGCACAUGUAUGUGAAUGUCACAAAGGUCAUUCAUACUAUUUUGAGCAGGAAACAUGGGAAGACGAACCCUCCACAUCAACACAGAUAUGUAGUCCAUCACAAAUGGUUGUUUCCCAAACAUCUUCCACAAACACAGAAACUACUGCUGGCCACUGGCAAUGCCAUAUAUGCGAAGAGAUGUUCGGUUCUGAAGAUAGUGUUAGGCAACACUGUAAAAAUAUAAGUAUUCAUCAGUUUCACAAAUUCUCGUGUGAUAUUUGCAAAAACCGCUUUCACAAAAUAGAAACACUAUUCCGACAUAGUCAGCAUCAGCACGAUGGAGAGAUAAAUAUGAAAUAUGUUUGUGGGCUGUGUGAUCUGUACUUUGAAGAUGAAAAAGACUUCCAUGGGCACUAUCGUGGUUUGCACAGUUCGGAAUAUGGAUUUGUGCCAGAACAAAUACAAUCUCUUGAAAAGAAUGAAGAACAGUCCUUUUCCAUUCCAGAGCCAAAUGAUAACUGCUUAACCUGUGGCUGUUUAGAAAAUUAUUCAAACAAAGCAACAAAAGAGGAAGAUGGUCGUCUAUGCUUAGAACGAUUGCUACAAAAAGGAAGUCUUUGGUACAGCUGCAGUAACUGUUCAGCAACAGGGCAGUCAUAUGACAUCUUAAAGAUCCAUAGUUGCACGAAUAGCCCACAGCCACUUGAUACCAAUUUUGUUGUGAAGUGCAGCUGUUGUUCCAAAUCAUUUAAAGAUCCAGCAAGCGCUCAGCAGCACUAUCAUGCUAAACACUGCUUCCUUCAAAAGCCUAAUAUUAAACAUUUUAAACCCUUGGAUUCACAAAAGGAGGUUUUUGAAUUUAUGGCCAGUGGGACGUGUGCCAAGGGAAAACAUGGAAAAGCCGUAACCCCCCAUGCACACAGACUGCACGCUAAUACUCCAAAUAAGUGUUCUACUAACUCAAUCAAAAUGGAACAUUCAAAGCCUAGAUUCCGUGCUGCUGAGAACAAAAAGACAGAAGACACCAAAUCAGGGAAAAUGGAUAUAGAAGAAUCCGUCGAGUUGCCUGAUUUGGAGUUUCUCCGUACCAUGACACACAUUGUGUUUGUUGAUUUGGAUAACUGGGCUCAGUUCUUCUCACAUUUGCCAGGAUACCUUAAUCAGGGAACAUUUGUCUGGGGCUUUCAAGGAGGGAAGAGCAACUGGAAGCGCCCAGUUAAGUGCAAAAUCUUCAAUUACCUAUCCAACACUGGUUCGUUCUUCCUUCAUCCCCACUGUAGUGAUCGAAAGGAUGCAGCUGAUUUUGCUAUAUGCAUGCAUGCAGGACGUUUAGAUGAACAGCUUCCAAAGCAAAUUCCAUUUACCAUACUCUCUGGUGAUAAAGGCUUUCUGGAAUUGGAGAGCCAGUUUAAGAAAACUCAGCGGCCAGCUCACAUUCUGAAUCCUCACCACUUGGAGGGAGAUAUGAUGUGUGCACUUCUAAACAGCAUAUCUGAUACAAUGCAAGAUGCAAAUGAUAAAACAGAAGAUGCUCUAACAGAACUGGAUGAAGAUGCCAAUUUGAAAGAAGCUAUCAGAAGAAGUAUGACAGAGAUGUAAAGCAGGAAUAAAAACAUUACCUUAAAAUAGAGCUGCCAUUCCCUUAGAGUAAUAUGGAGCAUGGUAUAUUCCAGAUAUGCGAUUAACUAGCACUUCAGUAAUCCAUCUUAUAUGAAGCCUGUCCUGACACAAACUCUGGUAACAAUUUCCUACUUGUUUGUAUCCAUCUUUCUGGAAUAACCUCUAUUAAACAUGUGCAGGUACAACAACCAAAUCAGGUUUACGUUUUACAUGAAUUUUGCUUUAUUUCCCUGAUUCUGGAAUCAAACUUCAAAUCUUUGAUUUUUCUUUUCUUUUUUUUUAAACUUUUUAAAUCUUACUUUUUUUUCCUGAAAUGUGUCUGCAGGGGGGCAGUGAUUGUCCAUUUAAAAGUGUUUGUCUUUUUUUACCUAUCUAUCCUUUUCAUAUGUGUUGAUAUAUAUUUAAAAAAUAAAUUUAUUUUGAAGAAUAUUGACUUAUACCCUUUCAAGAUUAUUAAAUUAAA